Closterium sp. NIES-65 is the source of this 5214-nucleotide messenger RNA. NCBI's taxonomy places the organism in Eukaryota, Viridiplantae, Streptophyta, Zygnematophyceae, Desmidiales, Closteriaceae. The record is from the annotation of a GenBank genome assembly.
AUGAAACAGAUGCCCUGCCUCCCCAGCAACAUCCUCCUCCACCCCCCCACGACCCUCACUCUACGCAACCAGACCCUCUUCGUCCUCUGCCCUCGCCAACCCCCAACAACUCACCACCCCCUUCUGUUCCACCUCCACCGCCCUUCUCCCGCCGCCCCUUCUUUCAACUGUCCCUUUUGCAACCGCCCGUGCGCCAACGCUGGCACCCUUUCGCGCCAUGUAUCUGCGUGUUCGCGUCACUCCAGUGCUCGCCAGCAGGCUGCUCGCCCUCCACCACCCCGCCCCCCACCCUCUGCACCUCCAGCAUUGUCCCCACCCGCCAUCCCGGAGCAGACUUGGGAGGUGGUUCUCACCUGGGAUUGGUCAGGUUUCUUCAGCCCCACUGUCUUGCCGGGGCCUUUGAUUCGACGCAUUCCUUCUCGCAUCCGCCUCCUCAUGCUCAACGCCCUCCUCAUUCCUCUCCACCGCCUCGCCGCUUGCCCGGGUGACACAGCUGCCCACCUCAUCAUCCUUGCCUUUCCUCGCCUAGUACUUCGUUCUCCGCCUUCUUCUUCCGCCGUGUCAACUACAUCCGCUUGCGUUGCGCUCCUUCGUCGCUUCCUCCAAGGCGAUUGGCUCUCCCUCUUCCAAGAGGCAUUCGCUGCAGCUGUCCCAGCCACCCGCCCUUCCACUCUCACCUCAGCACGGUCCACAGCCUCGCAGGCGCGGAUUAAUCGGGCCAAACGUUUCGCUCGGUGUGGCGACUUCUCACGAUCCCUUGCAGCACUAGAAGCAGGCGAGCUGGCACCACCAUCUUCAGACAUGGUCACUGCGCUUCAUGCAAAGCACCCUCCAGCUGCUGCCGAGAUCCCUGACUGGGUGGCCUCUUUCACUGCUACAGAGCUACCUCAGCUUACAGUCCCCUUACUGCACCAGGCCCUUCGUUCUGCCCCACGCGGCACAGCUGCUGGCCCCUCAGGGUGGCUCAUCGAGCAUCUGCGAGACACGUUCCUCUCUUCGCAGAACCACCUCCCAUAUCUCCUCCGCCUCUUCCAGUCCUGGUUACAGGGAGACCUCCCCCCGGCCGUUCGGUCUUACUACGCAGCUUCUAAUCUCGUCGCCCUAUGUAAGCCCCAAGGCGGGGUCCGGCCAAUUGCCAUUGGAGAAGUUCUCCCUCGCUUGCUGUCCCGCUGCGUUACUCUCAUUUACAAACAACAAAUCCGAGAAUUCUUCCUUCCCUCCCUUCAAUUCGGCGUCGCUGUUCCUGCGGGUAUCGAGGCCAUGGCACAUGCGGUCCAGGCCGCCUUAUCCCUUCACCCGAAUUGGGUGGUUCUUGAGCUCGAUGUCGCAAAUGCCUUCAACUCCUUUAACCGCAACUUCAUGUUCGACGCCCUCCGCCAGUCCCCCUUCUCCUCCCUUAUCCCCUUCUUCCGCCUCUUCUACGCUGCUCCCUCUCCUCUCCACUACCGCAACGGCCCCAUCCUUGAGACCCUCCAAUCAGCUUCCGGUGUGCGGCAGGGGGACCCUUGUGGACCUUUCCUCUAUGCCCUUACCCAGCAGCUCGCCAUCCACCCUACACAGCAACUCCACCCCUCGACUUUUAUCACUUCAUAUGCCGACGACACCUACAUAGUUGGCCCAGCCCCGGACGUUUUUGCCGCUUACAAUACCCUCACUUCCCGCCUGCAGCCUCUUGGCCUCACCGUCCAGCCUUCCAAGUGCUCGCUUUAUGGCCCUUCUGACAUUCCUCCAGACGCUAUGCCUCCACCAAACCUUAGCAUCGCUCCUAAUGGCCUCACUGUGGCCGGAGUACCUAUUGGAUCUGACUCAUACAUCAUCUCCUCAGUCGGCCACAAACUCCGCUCUUUUGCUACGUCUCUUUCUCUUCUCCACGACCUGCACGACCCUCAGAUAGCAUCUCGCCUUCUAACCCUCUGUGUCUCAGCACGCCCCUCCUUCCUCCUCCGCACGGUCCCUCCUUUCCCUGAAAUUACAGAGUUGUACACCGACUGGGAUAACGACUUACUCAACCACUUCACCCGCCUCGUUGGCUCUGAAUUUUGGCCACCUGACUUUGACCAUCUUCCUACCGCACACCACCAGCCAUUCCUUCCCAUCCGCAUAGGUGGCUUUGGCCUCCGCUCUUCCGCUGGGUUUGCUGAUCUCGGUUUCCUCUACAGCUGGGCCCAACCUGUCCCUCUCCUGUCCUCCCACUUCUUCGUCGGCGGUGCUCCCAUCUUUCGCCCCUUCAUUUCCAGUGACACCAUUGACCGUCUCGACCCUUGCAUUGUUUCAGCCAUGUCACGCCUUCCCCCAGACAUUCUUCACCUUUUCCCCUCCUGGCCUGCCCUCAUUUCGGGAUAUCCCCACAAACUUUACUCCUACCUUUCCCAACUCAAGGAAGCUGCCAUGCUCGAACGGGUGCGCUCCACAGUGACUUCUCCCCUUCAUCUGGCCCGUAUAACCUCCUUGCAAGGGCCCCAUGCAGGGGAUUGGCUUUCUGUGGCCCCAUCCUCUCAGCAUCUCCAGCUUUCCCCGACAGAAUGGAAAAUUGCAGCUGCAAUCCGCCUCGGCCUUCCCAUCCCACACCUCACCACCUCCCGUGCUUGCAGGACAAUCACCUCCUUCCUGGUCGCCGUCCCGACAUCAGCUGCAGAGACACGAGUUCAGGAGCUGACUUGGGCCUUGGAUGUCACAGUGGCAGAUCCACAGCACGGUUUCCCUCACUCCAACGCCGCUACUGUCAUUGGUUCUGCUGCUGCUGCUCGUGAGGCGGAGAAACGCUCUCUCUAUGCUACAUCACUUCGCGAUCUCCCCCACGUCAUAUUCUUUCCUCUUGCAAUUGAAACAUUCGGCUGCUUCGGCAAGUCAUUCCUGCACUUUCUCCAAGAUUGCAGCCGUCGUGGUGCAGCCCGCAUUCGUGACUACAGUGGCACGACGGACCUGGUGCCUCACCUCCUAGAAACCAACUACUUCAAGCGCCUUUCCUUCGUCCUUCAGCGUGAGCAGGCUCGGUCCUUUCCGGGUUUCCCGUAUCCCGGUUUCCCGGUUUCCCGGUAUCCCGGUGAUCUCCUUUCCUCCUUUCUGCCUGCCCUGCUGCCUCCCCUUCUGUCUGCUGUGCUGCCUCCCCUUGCUGCCUCCUUGCUGUCUACUGUGUUUCCCUGCUGCCUGCCCUGCUGCCCCCCUUUUCUUACUGUUGCCCUGCUGUGCCUUCCCUUCUGCCAAAUCCCCGCUAAUUCAGGUCGUUCAGGGCAGCAGUCGUUCAGGGCAGCAGUGCAGCUAUUCUGGAUAGCAGGGCAACGACUCAACCCCUCUUCCACCCCUCUUCCUCCUCCUCUUCCUCCUGCUGCUGCUGCUGCUACUGCCGCCUCUGCUGCUACCCCUUCCCCGAUUCCCACCAUCAUCCCUCCCAACCCUCCAUCCGACCCCCUCGUCUCCCACCUGUUGCACUGCUGGGCCGUGCCGAGGAGGGGCAAGGGGGCGACAGCAAGGAGAGCGCGGGAGAUGGUGGCAUGGGAGCAGGCAGUCAGGUCGUCCCUUCGCCGCCUGCUGCUGCUGAACCAUGGCUGCUGCACCGCCCGCUACUGCUCCCUCCCUAGCUGCUGCUCCUGCUCGUCCUGCUCCGCUCUUCCCUCUCCCGUUGCCGCCUCUCAACCAUCUUCCACCGGUGUUUCUCACACCUCACACCUUCUGCACACCCCUCAAGCCUCACACCAUCACUUACACUCAACCCCCUUUGUCCCAUGGGACCUCCUCGCCUCUCUGCUCAACCUCGCCAAGCAAGCUGCCUCUCUUCCCUCCACUGCCGCUCCUUCUGCCAGCACCGCUGCUGCUACCACUGCAGCAGCAAUUUUUGAGUCGACUCAAAAAUCGACUCACUACACUCCUUCUGCCAGCACCGCUGCCGCUCCUUCUGCCAGCACCGCUGCUGCUCCUUCUGCCAGCACCGCUGCUGCUACCACUGCAGCAGCAAACGCCCCCACUAUUACUUCUUCCCCCAAGCCAUCUGCCAGCCUGUCCACCUCGCUCCACUCGCCCCUCGCCCUCCUCGUCUCUCUCCUGCUCUCAGAGCUCGUACCUUGCCGCUUCUCCCGCUCGGCUCUCUCCCUCUUGCUCCUCGAAGACUCACCUCUUCCCUCGUCUGCUGCAGCUGCCAAAAGCUCUGGCCAGCAGGAGCAGCAGCAGAAUCGUGAGCAGCAGCAGCAGCAGGAGCAAGAAGGGCAAUUGAGUGAAGAGGGUUCUAUACGAAGCCUUUCAACCCAGCAGUUGCAAAUCCUCUCCACCUGCCUCCGCCACAUGCUCACUUCCUCACUCCCUACCAACCAGCAGCAGCAACUCAAUCUCACCCCCCGGCGCACCACACUUCCCUCCCCCUCCUCCUCUCCUUCCUUCCUCCUCUCCCCUCUCCUCCCUCCCCCUGUCUUGUCCAAGCAACAAGGGUCAGAGUUGCAGGUUUGGCAGCAGGGCAAGCGGGAGCAACUAGGGACUGGACAUCUGCAGCAGGGAGGGGAGGAGGGAGAGGAAGAGAGAGCAGAGGAGCAGAUAAGAGGUGGUGGGAGGCGGUGGAGUCAGGUGCAGCGGGUGCAAGAGGGGUUGAGAAGGAUGCAGCAGGAGUUGCAGCAGCGGCUGGCAUUGUCUGCUAUGGUCACUGCGGCCUUGUGUCACGGCGAGGGAAGAGGGAAUGAGGCGGAAGGGACAGGGAGGAUCCACGCAGCAGGUGGGGGGUUGACUUUUGAGUCGACUCAAAAGUCAACUCACGGCGAGGGAAGAGGGAAUGAGUCGGAAAGGGCAGGGAGGAUCCACGCAGCAGAGGGGGGGGUGACUUUUGAGUUGUCUCAAAAGUCAACUCACGGCGAGGGAAGAGGGAAUGAGACGGAAAGGGCAGGGAGGAGCCACGCAGCAGAGGGGGGGGAGGCAGCAGGGAGGGGGGCAGCAACGGCACCCUCAACCACGGAGGCAGGGAGGAACAAAGCAGCAGAGGGGGAGGCAGCAGGGAGGGAGGCAGCCGGGGGAGAAGCAGCAGCAGGGGCUAACGAAGCAGUAAGGGGGUGCAUGGAGCGGGCAGCAGGCAACUGGUGCCAGUGGGUGCUCUCUCAGACCACACACACUGCAACCACUGCUGCUGCUGCUGCUGCUGCUGCCGGGGGUGGUGAUGCCAGUAGUGUAGGUCAGGACUUGCAACCCCAGCCACGAUUCCCUCCCUUCCCCAUGCCUCCCUCUGUCCCAUCAUGCUAA